GCACUUGAAGUCUCCCUCCCCCUUCCGUUUUCACAGAUGGUUGCGACUGUCCUAGGACUUUACGUCUCCGCACAUUCCAGAGCCCGGCGAGGGGCGGGGCCUCGAAGCCCAAGUCCUUGUAAGGAAAUCGCGGAGAAGGACGCCGGGCCCACGUGACUAGCGCUCUUCUCGGCUCGCCUCGCUCUGGGAUUCGGACUUCCGGCACGGAAUAGUGCGCCUGCGCGGGGACCUGUGCGCGCAUGCGCAGUACCUGGGUCCGGUCCCUGUUUGAAGAGGGGUGUGUUGAGUUAAGCUGCUUCCAAGCUGAUGCAGUGCUUUGAGUUCCUGAGGUCCUUGGCCGAGUACCAUGAUUGUGGUCCAGUAAGGCUCCAUAAGGUCGUGAUUGGCUGAAUCUUUUUCUUCAAAAAGUUUGCAAAUGUACUUGCCAGAGCCUCUUUGUCCUUGAUAAACUCACUGGAGCUAGAGGAAGACAGGUGACCCUGGCCCACCACUCUCCGCGAUGCGAACUGCGACUUCGUGAAAAUGGGAACGAAAACCUGGGCCUGCGUUUUCUCGGCUCACCCCCGCCCAGAGCGGCUUCUAACCACGGCUCUCAGAAAAGGAAGAGAAAGCCUCUUCGGGGUGUCUGUCCCCGCCGAGUCACUUCGCCCUGACCUCAUCUGUUAGCCCAGCAAGGGGAAUCCCGGCCCUCAGAAGCCCCGCACUGCAGCCUGGAACCGGUCCGGUCAGGUCCAGCUUUGUGCGAGGAACUCAGUAGCAUUCCACCCAUUACCAGUAACAUUCCAAAGUUAACCUGGAGGUCGGGACCUGAAGCUUUCAGAGGUCAGUGACCUUCCUGUGGUCAUAGCGUGGCUAAGAGGACAAAACAGGAAUCCGACGCAGGUCGACUACUUCCCUGAGGGGCACAAGAUGGCUUUGCCUUUUUAUCAGAAGUCCCACCAGCACUAUGACCUCAGCUACCGCAACAAGGACCUUCGUACCACCAUGAGCCAUUACCAGCAGGACAAGAAGCGCUCUGCCAUCUACACACAUGGCUCCACGGCCUACACUAGCCGCUCCUCUGCCGCCCACCGCCAGGAGUCUGAGGCCUUCAGCCAGGUGGCGGCCUCCUCCAAGCAGCAGGCCUCACACUACUCCUUUGGGGCUGAAGUCAGUCGCAAGUCUGCCUCCGCCUACGAUUAUGGCUACUCCCAUGGACUUACAGGCUCCAGUCUGCUGUUAGAAGAUUAUUCAUCCAACUUGAGCCCCAAAACAAAGAGAGCGAAGCGCAGUCUUCUGUCGGGAGAAGAGAAGGAAAAUCUGCCCAGCGACUACAUGGUGCCGAUUUACUCCGGGCGGCAAGUGCACGUCAGUGGAAUUACAGAUACAGAGGAAGAAAGAAUUAAAGAAGCGGCUGCUUAUAUAGCCCAGAGAAAUCUCCUUGCUAGUGAGGAAGGGAUUAGGACGUCCAAACAGCUCACAGCAUCCAAACGGUCUGCGGUGUCCAAACAGGCCACGUCCACCCUCAAGCAGGAAGAAACAUUUAAAAAGAAGUCAAGGGAGGCCACCAUUCGAGAAAAGGCAGACCUCCUGUCCCUGAGAAAAACAGUAGAGGAAACCCAGGCAUACCAUGGAAAGUUGAAUGAGGACCAUCUUCUCCACGCCCCAGAGUUCAUCAUUAAACCUCGUUCGCACACGGUGUGGGAGAAGGACAAUGUCAUACUGCACUGCUCGGUGGCAGGCUGGCCAGAGCCCCGUGUCACAUGGUAUAAAAACCAGGUUCCAAUAAACGUCCAGGCAAACCCUGGAAAGUACAUCAUUGAGAGUCGAUACGGAAUGCACACUUUGGAGAUCACCGCGUGUGACUUCGAAGACACAGCUCAGUACCGGGCCUCCGCCAUGAACGUCAAAGGGGAGCUCUCGGCCUACGCGUCAGUUGUGGUAAAGAGGUACAAGGGGGAGCUUGAUGAGCUGCGCUUCCGGGCCGGGGCUGCCUCCAGGCCCCUGAGCUUUGCUGUGACCCCUUACGGUUACGCGUCCAAGUUUGAGAUCCACUUUGAUGACAAGUUCGACGUGUCCUUUGGGAGAGAGGGAGAGACAAUGAGUCUGGGCUGUCGCGUGGUCAUCACCCCCGAAAUCAAGCAUUUCCAGCCAGAAAUCCAGUGGUUCAGGAACGGGGCACCUGUUUCUCCAUCGAAAUGGGUGCAAACACAGUGGAGUGGCGAUCGGGCAACGCUGACGUUUUCCCAUCUCAACAAGGAAGACGAAGGCCUCUAUGCAAUCCGCGUACGGAUGGGAGAGUACGCUGAGCAGUACAGCGCUUACGUCUUUGUCAGAGAUGCGGACGCCGAGAUUGAAGGCGCCCCUGCCGCGCCCCUGGAUGUGGCGAGCUUGGAGGCCAACAAAGACUACAUCAUCGUCUCCUGGAAGCAGCCGGCUGUGGAUGGGGGGAGCCCCAUCCUGGGCUACUUCAUUGAUAAGUGUGAGGUGGGCACGGAUAGCUGGUCCCAGUGCAACGACACACCUGUGAAGUUCGCUCGCUUUCCAGUCACCGGAUUAAUAGAGGGCCGUUCCUAUGUGUUCCGGGUUCGAGCUGUGAACAAAAACGGAAUAGGCCUCCCCUCUCGAGUUUCUGAGCCCGUGGCUGCUCUGGAUCCAGCAGAGAAAGCUAGACUUAAAAGUCGCCCAUCAGCACCCUGGACGGGACAGAUCAUUGUCACGGAAGAGGAGCCCUCAGCGGGCAUUGUCCCCGGGCCGCCCACAGACCUCUCAGUCACUGAAGCCACCCGGAGCUACGUGGUGCUGAGCUGGAAGCCCCCUGGGCAGCGUGGCCAUGAGGGCAUUGCGUACUUUGUGGAGAAGUGCGACGCGGGGACGGAGAACUGGCAGCGGGUGAACACGGAGCUGCCGGUGAAGUCUCCUCGCUUCGCGCUGUUCGACCUGGCCGAGGCCAAGUCCUACCGCUUCCGCGUGCGCUGCUGCAACUCGGCGGGGGUGGGCGAGCCCUCGGAGGCCACGGAGGUGACCGUCGUCGGGGACAGACUCGACCUCCCCGCGGCCCCUGGCAAAGUCAUCCCGAGCAGGAAUACGGACACCUCGGUGGUGGUUUCUUGGGAGGAGCCCAGAGACGCCGAGGAGCUGGUGGGGUACUACAUCGAGGCCAGCGCCGUGGGCUCGGGCGUGUGGGAGCCCUGCAACAACAACCCCGUGCAGGGUGCUCGGUUCACGUGCCAUGGCCUGACGACCGGCCAGAGCUACAUUUUCCGGGUCAGAGCAGUGAACGCGGCUGGACUUAGUGACUUCUCCCAGGACUCAGAAGCUAUCGAGGUCAAAGCUGCGAUUGCGGCGCCAUCUGCACCCUGUGACAUCACUUGUCUCGAAAGCUUUCGUGACUCGAUGGUCCUGGGAUGGAAGAAGCCGGAUGAGAGCGGAGGAGCAGAGAUCACCGGCUACUACGUGAGCUACCGGGAGGUGGCCGGUGGGGUGCCAGGCCCGUGGAGAGAAGCCAACGUCAAGGCGCUCAGCGAGGAGGCCUACAAGAUCAGCAACUUGAAGGAGAACAUGGUGUACCAGUUCCAAGUGGCGGCCGUGAACAUCGCCGGCCUGGGGGCACCGUCAGCCGUGAGCCAGGGCUUCAGGUGUGAGGAGUGGACCAUCGCUGUGCCCGGACCUCCGCACAGCCUCAGGUACAGCGAGGUCCGGAAGAGCUCCCUGGUCCUGCAGUGGAAGCCCCCAGUGCACUCUGGGCGGACCCCGGUCACUGGCUACUUUGUGGACCUGAAGGAGGCCAAGGCCAAAGACGACCAAUGGCGAGGACUCAACAAGGCUGCCGUUAAGAAUACGUACCUGAAGGUGCAAGACCUCCAGGAGGGCGUCAGCUACGUGUUCCGGGUCCGAGCUGUCAACCAGGUGGGCGUCGGGAAGCCGUCUGACCUCGCAGGCCCUGUGGUGGCAGAAACUCGUCCAGGAACCAAGGAGGUGGUCGUGAGUGUGGACGAUGACGGGGUCAUCUCGUUGAACUUUGAGUGUGACCAGAUGACUCCGAAAUCAGAAUUCACCUGGUCUAAAGACUACGUGCGCACCGAGGACUCCCCACGGCUGGAAGUCGAAAGCAAAGGCAACAAGACAAAAAUUACCUUCAAAGAGCCGGGGAUGGAAGACUUGGGCCUCUAUUCCUGCGACGUGACGGACACCGAUGGGAUAGCGUCAAGCUACUUAAUAGACGAGGACGAAUUGAAACGGUUACUCGCUCUCAGCCAGGAGCACAAGUUCCCAACUGUUGCAGCUAAAUCAGAGUUGGCAGUGGAAAUUUUGGAGAAAGGUCAGGUCCGGUUUUGGAUGCAGGCUGAGAAGCUGUCUGGCAAUGCUAAAGUCAACUACAUAUUUAAUGAGAAGGAAAUUUUUGAAGGCCCGAAAUACAAGAUGCACGUGGAUCGCAGCACCGGCCUCAUCGAGAUGUUCAUGGAGAAGCUGCAGGACGAGGAUGAGGGCACGUACACGUUCCAGAUCCAAGACGGGAAAGCGACGGGCCACUCCACGCUGGUGCUCAUCGGAGACGUUUAUAAAAAGCUCCAGAAAGAAGCUGAAUUCCAGCGGCAAGAAUGGAUCAGGAAACAAGGCCCGCAUUUUGCUGAGUAUUUGAGCUGGGAAGUGACCGGUGAAUGUAAUGUACUGUUGAAAUGCAAGGUGGCAAAUAUUAAGAAGGAGACUAAUAUCGUGUGGUACAAAGACGAGAGAGAGAUAUCCGUGGACGAAAAGCACGACUUCAAGGACGGCAUAUGUACCCUGCUUAUAACAGAGUUUUCCAAGAAAGAUGCCGGGUUUUAUGAAGUCAUCCUGAAAGAUGACCGUGGGAAAGAUAAAAGCAGACUUAAACUUGUGGAUGAAGCCUUCCAAGAACUGAUGGCCGAAGUCUGCAGGAAGAUCGCUUUGUCCGCCUCAGAUCUGAAAAUCCAGAGCACCGCAGAGGGCAUCCGGCUGUACUCGUUUGUCACUUACUACCUGGACGAUUUGAAAGUUAACUGGUCCCACAAUGGAACCGGUAUCAAGUACACAGACAGAGUUAAGAGCGGGGUCACCGGGGAGCAGAUCUGGCUGCAGAUCAGUGAGCCCACUCCCAAUGACAAAGGGAAGUACAUCAUGGAGCUCUCUGACGGGAAGACGGGGCACCAGAAGAUGGUGGACCUUUCUGGACAAGCGUACGAGGAGGCCUAUGCUGAAUUCCAGAGGUUAAAACAAGCUGCCAUCGCCGAGAAAAAUCGUGCCCGGGUGCUGGGCGGGCUCCCUGACGUGGUCACCAUCCAGGAGGGCAAGGCCCUCAGCCUCACCUGCUCCGUGUGGGGCGACCCGGGGCCCGAGGUCUCCUGGCUGAAGAACGAGCGGCUGCUGGCCUCCGACGACCACUGCAGCCUGCGCUUCGAGGCGGGGCCCAGCGACGUCACGGUCAGCGUGUUCAUCCCCGAGGAGGAGGCCCGCACAGCCGAGCCCCGGAAGGGCGCCCCCCAAGGUGCCCCGAAGUCCAAGUGAGCAGAGGCCAGCGGGGGGACGAGAGGAGCAGAGACGGCCGCGCUGCGUGUGUCAGUGUGCGUGCGCGCGUGUGCGGUGUAGGCUAUGACUAGGGAGGUGCAGCUGGGUGCGCAGGUCCACGCUUGCCAUCCCAGCACGCGGGAGGCUGAGGCGGGUUUGAGGAAGAUUCAAGGCCAGCCCGGGCUACAGAGCGCUGGUCUCACUUUCUUCAAAUGGUGAGGAGUCUUCUGAAUUCUCUCCCCAUCUAGUGCUGGCCUGGAGGGAAAGUGAUCAAAUCUUUUAUUCCUGUAGGAAAGCACCAACUAGCAACACUUCGUUCUUUACCUGUAAAUCGGUGCUGAGAAAACACCAUGGGUGUCACCGAUACUAGGAAGUGGUCUUGAGGAGACCAGCGUUGUGUGGCGGGACAGGUGUGAUGUCAGAGGUCAGAGGGCCAUGUUGUGGGUCCGUUUCUGCGAGGUCCCCCUUCACGAUUCUGUCCCCAGGGGGAGACUGGAGGCCUGUGCGUGUGGUAUGUGUGUCAGGACACGCGUGCAGGGCGUUUCUGCUGGCCCCCGACUGAAUAAACCAUGUUGCCUCCCC
Fukomys damarensis (Damara mole-rat) is the source of this 6087-nucleotide messenger RNA. It is a transcript of the gene Myom1, whose product is annotated as myomesin 1. The transcript is spliced from 39 exons. NCBI's taxonomy places the organism in Eukaryota, Metazoa, Chordata, Mammalia, Rodentia, Bathyergidae. The record is from RefSeq and is a predicted model, not a curated record. Gene Ontology annotation, molecular function: protein binding. The coding region runs from base 910 to 5505 and encodes 1531 amino acids.